Molecule: messenger RNA, 444 nt
Organism: Trypanosoma cruzi
Lineage: Eukaryota; Euglenozoa; Kinetoplastea; Trypanosomatida; Trypanosomatidae
Exons: 1
Coding region: 1-444 (147 amino acids)
Source: RefSeq, a predicted model, not a curated record
AUGUCAGGCACAGAGGGGGAGAUGCCGCUACCUGAGACUCUUCAGCGCAUUUCUAUGAGGAACGGCGCUGAGAGUCAUAUUUUUUCGAUGGAUUCCGAAGCGCCCAAGUUAACGGAAGAGCCGCAGUUGAUUGCAGUACCGUCGGUCUCACAACUACUCGACCUUGUACGUGCCAUACGGUCGCAGUAUAUGCAGCUAGUAGUGGAGAUCGCUGAGGCGUCUGGAAAUAAAACCCUUUCUUCGGAUGCCUUGUCAAAAUUUACUAAGCAACUCGAGGCACUGGCGCACCCCAUUGUAGAACUGCAGAGAGGUAUUCGCAGUAAAAACGCGCAGUCUGUGCGUUUGGAACUGCGCACUUACCUUGCCAACGAGGUGGAGGUACGGCGAAGGGCACUCUCACGCAUGGGGGCAGCGCUCAGCAUAGCAAAGCAGAGUUUGGUUUAA